Messenger RNA from Protopterus annectens (West African lungfish), 7246 nucleotides. It is a transcript of the gene UNC93B1, whose product is annotated as unc-93 homolog B1, TLR signaling regulator. The record is from RefSeq and is a predicted model, not a curated record. Gene Ontology annotation, cellular component: endosome; lysosome. Gene Ontology annotation, molecular function: Toll-like receptor binding. Bases 182 to 2089 code for a protein of 635 amino acids. Gene Ontology annotation, biological process: toll-like receptor 7 signaling pathway; toll-like receptor signaling pathway; toll-like receptor 3 signaling pathway. The transcript is spliced from 12 exons. NCBI's taxonomy places the organism in Eukaryota, Metazoa, Chordata, Ceratodontiformes, Protopteridae.
AAAACGAGGAAGUAAUUUUACUUAGCCACAGCAUUCAACAGGAAGGAGACAACAUUUAUAUUUGCACACUUAAACAACCUAGACUUUUCUCCAGCAGCUAAAAUGUAACAGAAAAUAACUUUUGCCCACCACUAAGAAGGGAACAAAGGAAAAAGAAAGUCAAGACAAAGUAGCAGCAGGGAUGGCAUCUGGAGUGAUUGAACCUUUGGAGCAGUAUGACUCUGUUAUUCGUGAGGAUCGAGAAGAGAAUGAUCCUGAUUUACAGUUUGAUUCAGAAAUUCGUGAGGAACCAGAGGUACCACAAAAUGGCCUAGCUGGUGCAGCAAUCCCACAAAUGGAUGAGGCCCAGAUUGAUGACUUUUUAGGCACCAAUCAAGAUUACAAUGAAGAGGAGGAAGAGCGGAAGUAUUUCCGAAGGAAAAGGCUUGCUGUGAUCAAGAAUGUCUUUGUGGCCAGCAUUGGAGGGAUGCUGACUUAUGGAGUGUACAUGGGCUUGUUACAGAUGCAGCUCAUUCUACAUUAUGAUGAGACAUACCGUGAAGUGAAAUACAGCAAUAUGGGACUACAGGAUAUUGACAACAAGAUGCUGAUGGGAAUUAAUGUCACACCCAUUGUGGGCCUCCUCUACACACCAGUCCUAAUCAGGUUUCUAGGCACAAAGUGGAUGAUGUUUCUUGCAGUGGGUAUUUAUGCUCUCUUCGUCUCUACCAAUUACUGGGAGCGCUACUAUACUCUCGUCCCAUCAGCUGUUGCCAUUGGCAUGGCUAUUGUUCCUCUGUGGGCAUCCAUGGGAAACUACAUCACCAGAAUGGCACAGAAGUAUUAUGAGUAUGUAAACUACAAGGAGGAGCAUGUUCAGGAGCAGAAAAAGCCACCCAAGGGAGCCAGCUACCAGUACAUCAUCAUCUUCCAAACCAUCUUCUUCUUCUUUUUCCAUCUGAGCUUUGUUUGUGCUGAGAUGCCCAUGGUUUUCUUCCUGAACAACUAUCUAUAUCCCAGUAACCAUACACUAUAUAAUGUGAAGUGGUGUGGAACAAAUGGAGUUGGGAUUAUCGAAAAUCUGAAUAAGACUGUGUUACAGCACUUGCCUCGAAGCAUGGAUCUGAUAACUGUGGAGAGUGUAUUGAUGGCUGCAGCUUUUAUCUCCAUGCUACUGAUUCUGAUCUUGUGUGGUGCUGCAUAUCGGCCCACUGAAGAGAUUGAUCUGCGCAGUAUUGGCUGGGGAAACAUUUUCCAGCUGCCCUUUAAGCACAUGCGAGACUAUCGCCUAAGGCAUCUGGUCCCAAUGUUCAUCUAUAGUGGUUUUGAGACUCUCUUUGCUUGCACAGGUUUUGCUUUGACAUAUGGAGUUUGCAGCAUCGGUAUGGAGAACUUGGGUUACAUCAUUAUUGCAUUUGGUCUCUCUGCAUCCUUGUUUUCUUGCCUGUCACUCACCAUGCUGCGAGUGCCCCGCUAUGCCCCUCUUCUUGCGGGUGUUGCUCUCCAGUUUGUGCUGAUCAUUGCUCUGUUUGCAUGGGCACCUCCACCCAACAGUGGGAGUCAGAGCAAGUGGAUCUAUGUUAUUGCAAUUCUGUGGGGGAUCGGCACAGCACUGAACAAGACUGGGAUCAGUACACUUUUAGGGAUGUUUUAUGAAAACAAGGAACGACAAGACUUUGUGUUUACUGUGUAUCACUGGUGGCAAGCUAUGGCAAUUUUUGUUGUCUACCUCUGGUCAAGUAUUAUGAUGAAGGCUAAGCUUUCCAUUAUGCUGGUCACACUGAUAGCAUCUGUCAUAUCAUACAUCUGGAUGGAAUGGAAGCUUGCUCAUGGAGUACGUUACCGCAUACCGAAGAUUCCAAAACCACGCCACAAAGUGCGAGGCUACCGCUAUCUUGAGGAUGAAAACUCUGAUGAGUCUGGCUCUGAUAGUAAAGAUGAAGAUGAAGAGGAAGAGGAGCUUCGCAGUGGCAACGACUCAGAAACAGAUGAAAGCCUGUGCUCAGAUGACAGUGAACGCAAGAGGAAGAAAAAGAAGAAGAGGAGGAGAAAGAAGAAGCAAGAAAAUGAAAGAAAUGAUGAUGAUGAUGAACUUCUUGGCGAUCUUUAAAGUGAAGUUGUAAUAGUGGGAAAAAGAGAGGUGCCUGUUGUACUGGAAGAAAAGUGUUUCUUUUGCAUAAUAAUUUUACUUGCCUUUUUUUUUUGUCUUGGCCAUAGUUUAAGCACAACCAGUUCCAUGAAACACAGAUUUUUCCCCCCACUGUAGUGUUCCUUAUAAUUUUGUUUUAAUCUUCAGAUGUCUUUGAAUAAGCCAGAGGUGUGAUGUGUUUGAUAUCCCCAUUGUCCAUUCUUGAGUUCCAGUGGAAGUGUGUAUUAGAUAUGGAGAUGUAAUAAUGCCGCACUUAGUGCUAUUGUAGCAACAUCUUAACUAUGCCUAGAUGAUGGAAAAGAGGCAAACUUUAGAACAAAGGCAACUGUUUAAGAUGCCCAUCACUUCUUCCUUUUGGCUGGCAACUGAGUGACUGUGACCGUUUGUGAAAAACUUGGAUUAUUUUUGUCUGGCAGUGUACAUUCCAGUUCUAUUAAACCAGACAAUAAACGAUGUUUGACCACCAAAAAUGUAGGCAGAUUUAAGUGAGUUUUAUUUGGUUCUGCUUUCUGAGGAGACUAACCUCCAGAUCUUGAAGCUGCAUAAGGAUACAGAGCACAGCCAUACAUGGCUGAAUGUUACUGUCAAUCACCAGCACAUAUGUGCACACCGUACAGAGUACUGCUGUUUUAAAUGUCACAAGCUAAAUUCCUGCAGAUCUCAACAUGGAGGCUGAGAGUCUCCACAAACUCACCAGAAAGGCAUUUCUAGACAGUCUGGACUGGCACAUUAAUCACUUGAUAUAUUGCUACUUUUAACAAGGUGGAAAGUAACAAUCCCCUGUUCCUAACUACUAAAGCUUUGUUUGACAGUCAGGAAUAUAUGUGGUUGUAGAUAGACCAGGUAUUCAAAGCUGUUUUUCCUCAGAAUUUAAUUGUUACCAUUUCUUGUAAGACUUUUCAUCAUCUUGGGGUAGAGUUUGGUGUAUUGCCUGUCCACAAGUAUAAGUAAUACAAAUAGUAAUGGAUAGCCCUGUAUUUAUAACAAAACUAUCCAUUCAUUGAGAUGUUGCCAUCUUGUCUGUUUUUAAACCUUUAGUUCAGUCAAACAUUUCAUUACAAUUUCCACCAAGUCUAUUAGUGAUGGAAGGUAAAACUUUGAUUUAUAUAUUGCAGAAUUUGCCAUUGUUGCAUUAAAAUGUGGCACUUACUUUUUUUAAUAAUCUCAUAGUUGCCAACUCCAAGACCACACACGUAUUUGUUAGAAUUGCAAGUGACACAUGCACACGUGUAAUUUCGGGCUGCUGUUGUAGCUGCAGAGUCAGUACAGUGUAACAGCCAAAGUGAUGUGGCUAUGCGAGGGUGUUUUAAUUAGUUGAUUAACUUCAACAAAAGUGUUCUGCUACAUGUUGUGCACCUGCUCUUCCAUUAGAGCAACUCACCAGAUGUCAAGGUGCCUAAACUACUGAUUUCAAACAGCACUUAAAAGAACUCCGUCAUGAUUUUUAGAUAUGGCCAGAGUUAUACAUGAUCUUGUGUACCCUUUAAUAGCAUCCAGUCUGAAGCAUUAGCAGCUUUUGAAUUUUUCAAAUAUGGAUGUGCAGUAAACUGAAUUCCUUCUAUCAUCCUUUUGCAGCAAGUCUGGUACUGCAGCCAGUAACAAAGGCCACUUUUUACCACCUACUCUCUGAAGGCUAGUGUCAAAAUUAAUAUUUACAAUUUCUGUUAUGCUUAUAUGUUUGCUAUGAUUUAUAGAAUGGAUGCUUGAAGAGAAAGCGAGUUAUGUUGUGAUCAAAAAUGCAUGGGUUAAUCAAAGAUGAUAUAACAUUCCAUUCAUUUAAAGAAACAUAAUGCAGUGGGGUGUCCUAAACUAAAGAUCAGAGAAGGCAGUUUAAAGACAAACAUAUCAAAGAAUUCUAUAGAGAGGGUGGUGAAUGUGUGGAAUGUCCUGUGAAUGGAAGUGGAUGAAACAUGGGGCAAGUGUAAGACAGGCAAUAAACAAUGAAGGGAAUAUACUUAAUACUAGAAAAAAAUAACAGGAGCGUAGGAACUACCAGUUAGAUUAGUUGGACUGAUUAGAUUUUAUCUUCCAGCAACAUAUUUAAUGGUACUUAAUUUGUCUAUGGGCAGGACAGAUAGGCAGCAUUAUUAUGGGGCUUAAUUUUUCCAGAAUGCUGUGGUUUAUUUUGUAGUGCUAAACUGAGAGAAGACCUCAGGCCUGAGGUGGAGGUUAUUUAAAUCUCAUGAGGGCAGAGCUAGGGCUGCACAACUUUGAAUUUUAGCUAAAUGAACUUUUUUUUUUUAAACCUUAAGCACACAGCCAGAAGUAGCAAGUGUCAGAAAAAUAACAGGCAGUCAACAUGCUGUUGAUGCUGGAAGAUCAGAAGACUCUGGGUGCCAGGUGAUUCAAUUAAUUUUCCAGUAGUAACACUGUAAUGUAGCAUAAGGUUAGUGCUACAUUCCUGAGUGUGCCGUACUUCAGGUGAAUCAUUAAACUAAGGUCUCCUCUCCCCAAGUAGGUUGUGGCUCAGGUGGAAGUAAAUGAUCCCCUCACAUUUACCUAGGCAGUGUGGGAAUUCCUCCAGAAACCCUGGCCAAAUUUCUUCUAGUCAGUAUGAAUACCAGCUCAGCUCUGCUAGUAAGUAGUAGGACUUACCCAGUCAAGCAUAAAUAAAAUAAAAGUUUUUCAUGUUUCCUUUGUUUUUGUCAUAUAACCUGUGUUCACACAAAUGAAGCAAGGCAAGUCAAACAAAUAAACCAAAUCGAGUGCAGAAUGUUAGUAUUUUGUAAGCAUGAUCACCCUCAUCAAAACGAAAUACAGCAGUAAUUUCUUGGAGUUCCCCAGAUACUAAAAUAUAUGCAAUAAACAUAGUAGCUCCUUCUGGAUUUCAUUUUUCACAGUAACAUGUAGGCAUUUAUCACAUUUAUACUGCCCAAACACGAGUCAAAAUAUUCUUCUCUUUGACUUUUACUCCUGCAGUCCAUUAGCUUUAGACUCGUUUCUGCCCCCUCCUUCAGUCUGUGUAAAAUAAAAACAAAAAAAAUCCUGGUGCUUGGAAAGCAAAAACACACCCUUGUGUUCUGUUGCUUCACAGCCAGAAGUGCUUGAUGGUCAGUAUAGGCUAUGCACGUGGUCAUGAUGCUCAGUCCUUUAGCUGAGUGACCAUGCAAUGUCAUAUGUGAAAAGUGGUUGAAUUGUUGAGGUCUGCAUGUUAUAGAAGUGCACUUCUAAAAUAAAAUAGUUUGCUGCAGCUGUUGCCACUGUUGCUUUGCUGUCUUUGAUUUGCUUGGAGUAUUGCAUGCAGAAAGUACCCAAAAUGACAUACAGUGCUGUAUGCAGAAAGUACCUUAAGUUGCAUCUUCUGGUUUAUAUAGGGUCACCAGUACUGGUAGCAUAAAUGCCCCACAAAAGUUAAUUUUUAUUUGCCUGAUUUUCCCAAUCACUACUGGAAAUGUGAUGGUAUCUUUGUACCACAUUGCUUGGGUUUAAGCUUGCAUGUCCUGAUAUUUUAUGAUUCAUAUAUAAUUACCAAAAAAAAUCAUAAUUUGUGUGUGUUUUUAAGUAUUUUGUGCCACAUUUUUCACUAGAAAUGUUAACAAUUUUGCUUUCUUGUUUUACUAACCUUUUAUUUCAACACAGCUUCUUUGCCAUGGGUUCUAUUCCCAUUUUGUUUUAUUAUUGGAAGCUUUCUAAAAGAGAACAGGUUUAGUGACCAAAUAAAUACCUGUUAAAAAUAAUGCACUUUUUUCCUGAACCUUCCAGUACUGUAAGAUGUUCUGUAAAAUAUCACUGAAGUGAUAUAUCAUUUACUUAAGUAAUCACAGCCUCUCCCCUAAAUUCAUGAACAUAAUUCUAGCUGCUAUUUGUGCAACAUGAAACUGACACAGCAUAGAAAAGACACAAGUAAAUGCUUGUUCCUUUCUUUGUACUCACUCUGGUCUUCUCCGGGUCACACCUGAAAGUGACAUUUUGUUUUUACACCUCCCCACAGCUGGUCUUAAAAAGGCAUUGAUAUAGACAGAUGUAAAUGUCGUGCUUUUGAACAGGAGGAGUCUUUACAAAUGCAAUUCUGUUUAAUUAAGGUCAGUACACACCGUGUUGUUGCAUAGGCCAUCAGUUUUUGCUGAUGUAAAACAUGACUUGGCAUGUUGUGAUUUAACAAUGUGAUCAGUGAUAUUUUUGUAUAAAACAGAGACAAACUAUCCUAUUUUUUAAGUAAAAUAGUACAGUGUAUAGACUAGAUUUGACAGUUUUCCUUUUUUAUCUGAACAUAUGUUUAUAUGCACGUGGUUCAUAGCAUAAUAUAUAUGAGACUGUGCAAAAGUUGUUGCACAAAAUGAUAUCCAUAAUCCCUUUCUGGCAGUCCAUACUAUACAAUAAUGUUAUUAUACUACUGUAUUUCUAUGCUGUUUAUACUGUAUUGGAAAUUGAAUGAUAUAGUUUACUUUGGUCUUUAUAUAGCUACAAAUAUAACUAAGCUCAAGACAAUAAAUAUGCAGGUGAUCCAACUUUGCAUCAUGCCAAGUACCACGUCUGUGCUUUGUGAAUCCCAUCUUAUCCUCUAAAAGCCUUGUUUAUGGUAGAUGUCUUCUAAAAUAAGUAAGCCAUUGUAGCCUAGUUGACUUCACCUAAUUGCCAAAAAUAAAAUCAGAAUAGAUAUAUCACCUCUAAAUCUGCAGUGUGAUGUUAUUGUAUGACAUUAUCACUGCUGCCAUCAAUCCAUUUAGCAGUUAAUAGUUAGGCCUUGUUUUGACUAAGCAUUAGUAAUGAAUUAGAAAGAUGGCAUAGUCAGUGAAAACUAAAAUUCUAAUGUUAUGAAAGUAGAUAUUUUUUUUUAAUCAGGCUAUUGUAUGCAAAGAGGAAACAUCCCUGUAGCUGUGCAUAGCUUGCCAAGUUGUUUUCAUAUCUGUACCCCCAUUUGAUAUUCCAUACCUUUAAAGGAAAAGGGCAGGAAGUAUUUACAAAAGGAAGCACAAGUAUAAAGGAGCCUGCAUUUUACAUGUUAUCUUGUUCAUUUUUAAUUUGUUUUUGCAUUCUGUUUUAUUUUGGAGAAAAAACAUUAGAUCCUUUUUGUAAAUGUUACUGUACAUAUUGCUGACAAAGCUUUAAUGUGUGACAAUAAAACAACAUUCAUUGUAUUCAUAACAAAAUAAAUAAUUGCUGACAAUGGUGAUCCUA